UGGUUGUUGUUGUUGUUGUGGAUUGACCAUUAGUAGCGGAAACUUUCUCUUGUACGCAGUUGUCAUUGCCUAUUACGGGUGGACUAUGGUUCAGGUUCAUAUGUUUUGGUACCUUUGUGAAAGAUCCAAAUUCUUACCGUGUGUGCCAACGUGGAUUAUCAGCACUAUCUCAGUCAGCAUUUUGGCAUCAAUUAUAUGCUGAAGAUGUUCAACUUUUUAAAAACCUCUCUUCAGUAAGGCUGUCGAAUUGGACAUUGGAUCAUUAUAUUUAUAAUAUUGAUUUCCAUCAAUGAUAUCUGUGGAUGAGCCUGUAACUAUUAAUUGACAAUGAUGGAAUACUUGUUUACUUAUAAAUUCUUCAGAUAUUUUUUUUUAUCACAAUGAUGUCAACAUAUUAUACACAUUUCUUUUGAGAAAUGAAAAAGAUUCCGUGAAUUGAACUAUUUGCAGUAGCCCUGAACUUCAGAUCACUUGUGAUGAAAAGCUAUGUGGCUUUUUUAAAUACUUUUUAAGUAGGCCUAUAUAUUUAAAUAGAAGCAACUGGUAUAAAAAGCUCAUUUCCCCGGAUGUCCUAAUGAAUAUUCUUUAUAAUCAGUAAACAAUACGUCAUUAUUUUCACUUAAAUCCACACACCUUUGUAAGCUGUCUGAACUUUGUGUCAGUCUUUGUGGUGUGGUUAUCCAUGCGAGACAUUUGACUUCACUGUUGAAAGUUUAGAUCUCUCAUUCUUUACCUGGCCAUGGAUAUUACCGUCAUGAAUUGAUGAUGUUUUGAACUCUUGGGAAGUUUGACUAGAUAUUUUCAAGACUAUAAUAAAAUGAUGAUCGUGUUAGUAUAUUUUUGAGUAGAGUGCGGUCUUUUAAGGACAAUGGAGCAGAAGUUUAUUAGCCUUCUUCGCUGGCCCUCUUUUCAGGCAGUUUGUAACAUUCUUGCUCGUUUUCAUUGGCGUAUUUAUGCUGUGGGUGGUGGAACGUUGGUUGUUACAUUCUCUGAAGACACUUGCUUACCAGACGCUGGUACUUGUAUGUAUAUUGUGUUUUCAGGAUCAUCUUCACGUCACAUCACACAAGCUCAGUGGAAGAAUCAUAACACUCUACAUUCAAUUAUUCCAGGACACAACGCAUUUGAAACUGUAAGCCUUACUGUUCAAACUAGUGGGAGUGAUGGCGGCAGAGUAAUUGCUUCGGGGGAAUUUAAUUACCACGAGGAUAGUACGCAUAAUAUAGCUCGUUUUUUAGCCAACAGUACACAUGAUCCAAAUACAUUAAACCACGUUAAUCUCAGUGACGAGGACCUUUCCACAUUGGACCAACGCUUACGACUUGCCUUUGAGAACUUGGAUUUACCAGAAUCGUGGCGUUUGAUAGAAUCGUCUGAGCAUUUAGUUCAAGCUCCAAGAGAAACUUUACUUCAUUUUGCUGCCAGGCACCGAUUGACCGAAUUUGCAUUGUAUCUUCUAAACAAACCAUCAAGGGAGCUACAAAUAGCUUUACGUCUACCCAAUGAACAUGAGGAAAUACCAAUUGACAUUGCAAGAGGUCAAGGUCUUGACAAUUUAGCCAAAGAAAUGCAAAAUCGGGCAGUUGGUAUACAUAGGGAUCUAGAUAUAGAUGUGUUUUGUCGAGGGCCUUUAACAGCAAGGCGGCAUAGAUCAGGGAAAAUCAGUGUCUCAUAUAACCUGAAGGAAAGCUAUCGGUCAAUUGACCAACAGAUACAGAUGCUACAGGAAGUUUUGAAUUUUAAAAGGGUUGACGACCCGCCUCAAAAACAGGUUUUAAUGCACCAUCAGCAAGCGCACAGCAAUUCAAUGGGAUACGGUGUCCCGCUCCACGAUGAAAAUGACGAUGAGGAAGAAGAGGAGGACGAUGAUGAGGAUGAUGAUGAGUUCGUUGAGUGUUCAGAUCGGACACCGACACAGUCUUCUUGUGUUCUACACCGGACGCUGACACCAUCUUCCUGUGAAACUGUCUUUAAAGCCAGUAUGCAAAAAUUACAACAGAUUACCAACAAGGUACAAGAUUACCAAGACAUUAACCGACAGGAGCUAAUGGGCCAGGCAUCAAGGAGGGAGAACUUGUCAAGAUUUAGCUGUUCUUGUCCAUCACUGACAGACAAAGAUGGAACAUCAAAUUCAGUUAUGAAACCAGCUGUCUCCUUGAGAGCCAUUGCAUCAUUUAAUGAAGAAGAUGAAGACGAGGAUUCUGGGGAGUCUGAGGGGUGUACAGAAGCAAACGAGAAAAACAUGAAGAACAGUCGAGGUACCAACAAUAAUUUAGUGCAUCACAUGGAAGAACGACGCAAAUCAGUCAGCUCGGGUGAUGAGGAGCCAUACGUGAACUCUACGUACAAAUCAGAUUGGGCGGUUGCGGCGAGCAAUCAUCGGGUGAAUAAUCGUAAUCAACGGCACAGCGAUGUGUCGGUAGCAAGAAGAAUAUUGUACUCAAGGACUGAAAAUUACGAGCGGGUAUACCAACAACUGGAUAAAAGUCUUGGACAUUUAGCUGGUGGACAGUUAAGUGAUGAUGAGUUCCAGGAUGCACCAGACAGGACACCAUCUUCAAAAUCCCUCCAGUCUGAUUCAAAUGGACAAGCAAAAACUGAUUCCCAGAAAGACGAGAUGGUUUCUGAUUCAAGAUCAGGGAUAAGUAACCAACUUGUGGUUGAUGGUUUUCAAGAUUCUAGUGCUGAAAAUCUGGACAUGGUCAACACAGAAAAUGUUGCUAAAGUCCGUAUGCGAUCGCAUCUCAAUAAGGACAGAGAAAAACGUCAAAUUCGAAGUGUAUCUAUGUUUGAACCAACAAUGCCUUUAACUCAUUCCACCACUUCACGCCCUAAGCCCAAGACAAUCGGUGAUCAUCAGAUAAGCAAAAUCACGUCGGAAGAAGUUCCACAGGAAUCUGAUGAGCUUGAAGCGGACCCGAAUUACGCAGAAUUCCUAAAGACGCGACGCAGGAACAAAGCACGUAUGUCGCUAACAGAGUUCUUAAGUGACCCUCGGAACUUUGAUGAAGGAGAGGAAACUCAAAGUGUUACCAAGAGGGAGACACCUAAACCUCGUCCUCCUGUGUUUAGGAAGUUUAGUUUCUUGAAACAGAAAACUAAAAAAGACAAGAAGGACCGUGAGGAACCGCGUCUAAAACAUCAAUUUGUGCCUGUUUCAUUUUCAACAUCGAAGAAAUGUCACCAUUGUGAAAAAUCAAUGACAAACAAGGAUGCACUACAAUGUCAAAUUUGUCAAGUUAGUGUACAUAAUAGUUCCUGUAAAGAUAAUGUAGUUCCAUGUACAAAACCCUCAAGACAUCCAAAACAGAAGCUGAUAUUGCGAUACUUUGGCCAUUCACUCAUCAAACCCACGGCUACGGAGGUGAUAAAAAUUUUUCUCAAUUUAUGAGCUGCUGCCGAAAACCCAGAAACAUUAGCUUUGCCAUCAUCACACAAAUUUCUUUUCUCCAUCAUUUUUUUUUAUUUAAUGUCGUUACAAGUUAUUACUUUGUUCAGGUCAUGAAUCGGUGUAUUAUAUUGUGCACAUUCUAAAAUGGUUAUUUCUUUAAAUAUAUCUAGAUUUUAUUUUUUUUAAUGUUUUAUUUUUAUUACUGCAAGCAUGCUCAGCAUACUCAUUUGCAUAUUCAUGUUGUGUAAAACUAACAGGUGUGAUUUUGUUUACCUGGAUAUGCAAAUUAUUUUCUUUUGCCUUAACAUAAAGUAUUCAUGUUGUAUAUUUAAGAAUUUAAUUCUUUAACUUGGUGUUAAUCUUAAUAUUGGAAUGUGUCCUUUUGUAGCUUCAGCAAAUAUUGAUUAUAUAUUUUUGCCAUACAGUAACAUAUCAUUUCAUACUUUAUUUACGGAUAAACAAAAGUAUUAACAUUUUUCUAUGAAACAUAAUUUCCUAAUACAUGGUCAGUAAAUAAGUAAUUAAGUGGUAAGGUAGUAAUAAUAUUUUAUUUUUUGUUAAAUUAUAAAUUACUCUAACAUCAUUUUGUAUUUAAUCAUCAAUUAAUUUUUGCAUACAAUUAAAAUAUUGGAAAACCAGAGCUAACCAAAAUGAACUUAACCACAGUAGCUAUACUGGUGGUCCCAUCUUCAAUGACAUAAAAA
Molecule: messenger RNA, 4095 nt
Organism: Anneissia japonica
Lineage: Eukaryota; Metazoa; Echinodermata; Crinoidea; Comatulida; Comatulidae
Product: rho guanine nucleotide exchange factor 28-like
Exons: 22
Coding region: 869-3391 (840 amino acids)
Biological process (GO): regulation of Rho protein signal transduction
Source: RefSeq, a predicted model, not a curated record